AUGCGCCCCAAGAGCCGCCUGUGGCUGCGCCUGCUGCCGCUCCUGCUGCUGCAGCUGCUGGCUCAGGGCAGCGCCUCCGACAUCCCCAAGGCGAAGCAGAAGGCGCUGCUCCGCCAGAGAGAGGUGGUGGACGUGUACAACGGAAUGUGCUUGCAAGGGCCAGCAGGGGUGCCUGGGCGAGAUGGCAACCCUGGAGCUAAUGGCAUUCCUGGUACCCCUGGGAUCCCGGGUCGGGAUGGAUUCAAAGGAGAAAAGGGGGAAUGCUUGAGAGAGAGCUUCGAGGAGUCCUGGACCCCCAACUACAAGCAGUGUUCCUGGAAUUCGCUGAACUACGGCAUUGACCUUGGGAAGAUCGCCGAGUGUACAUUUACAAAGAUGCGUUCCAACAGCGCUCUCCGAGUCUUGUUCAGUGGCUCACUCCGUCUAAAGUGCAGAAGUGCAUGCUGUCAGCGCUGGUAUUUCACAUUCAAUGGAGCUGAAUGUUCUGGACCUCUUCCCAUUGAAGCCAUAAUUUAUUUGGAUCAAGGAAGCCCUGAAAUGAAUUCAACAAUCAAUAUUCAUCGGACUUCUUCUGUGGAAGGACUCUGUGAAGGAAUUGGUGCUGGAUUGGUGGAUGUUGCUAUCUGGGUUGGUACUUGUUCAGAUUACCCGAAAGGAGAUGCUUCUACUGGAUGGAACUCAGUGUCUCGCAUCAUUAUUGAAGAAUUACCAAAAUAAACCUUUAAAAGUUCAUUCCCUACCUCUUAUUAUAUCCUUAAGUGGCAUAUACAUCUGAAGGAAGAAAACCAUAGACCAAAGUGUGAUUUCACACUUUUUUAAAAUUUAGAACUAUUCAUUUUAUUUCAAUAAAAAGUGGUUUGGGGAUUAUUUUAGUUGAUUAGAAUGCUUUCCUCUUAUUCUCAUUCCCUGAGCCUAUGAUUUGCAAUGUCAUUGUGAUCUCUAGUUUUUCCUAUUCUUAGUGUUUUUAUAA
Ochotona curzoniae (black-lipped pika) is the source of this 970-nucleotide messenger RNA. RefSeq names its product collagen triple helix repeat containing 1 (gene CTHRC1). The record is from RefSeq and is a predicted model, not a curated record. Lineage: Eukaryota; Metazoa; Chordata; Mammalia; Lagomorpha; Ochotonidae. The transcript has 4 exons. Bases 1 to 717 code for a protein of 238 amino acids.